GAGAAUCCCGAGGUAAAGGAAGUCUAUGACAAAUGCAAACAAAUGGGCAAGAGUGCACAGAGAAGCAACAAGCCUGAUAGUUGAGGAAAUGCAAGCAAUGAAGAAAGACUGAAGAAAUCAGGCGUGCUUAUUUAGGACAGAGAUGUGUGAAGUGUUGAGUGUUUCAAAUAUACAUUUUUACUAUUACCUGAGAACAGUUUUCCAAAUGUCAAUGUUUUAUGAGAGUACACACUCUGUAAACCAACAUAUACCAUAUAGAAAGUUUAAUAUAAAGAAUUUAAUGAAUGUCCAAGGAAGGACAAGGGAAAAUCAAGGUAAUUCACUGGACAAAAAAUUUAAGGAAUGUUUGAAAGAACUUUCUUACUCAUCAGGUAAUGAAUCACUAGAACAGACUACUUUAAAGAACUACCUAUUCACCUUCACUAGAAGUCGUGAUGAAUUCGAGUAAUCACGGUUAGGGAUGUUUAAAAGGUUUUUUUCACCUCAUUUUUUUUCACCUUUGGCUUCAGUGUAAGUGGUUUGACUAGGGAUCUGCUGAAGCUUCCUCCAGUCCUACUCAAAAGAAGAGGAAGGAAGAAAUCUAGCCAGAGGGGCUCCAUUACUUUUUAACACUUCUUGAACUAUAUUUUUAAGCUUAGCCUGCUCCUUCCUGGAAUUCUUUCUCUCCUUGUUGGUGAUGAUCAUGUCAUUUCUAUUAAGUAAGUACUCAUUUUUAUUAUAGAAAAUAGCAAUAAAUCAUGAAGACAGAACUUUGGAACUUCCUUUUUCAUAGAAAAGGAAGCUGUUUCUGUCCAGAGCCUACAUAAGCAUGUAGUGAGAGGAAAGAAUGGAAACAUAGAUUUGCUCUCUACCUUUCUCUCUCUCUGCUCUUGCAGCAGUGACAUCCAAAAUGUCUCAUCAGAGUUCCCCCUAUUUCAGAUUCUUUCCCACUUUUUUUUGUUAUCUAGGACUCUAAUGUGUUUGCAUGGUCCAGCUAUAACGGGUGGGGGAAGGAGGAUGUUCCAGUUGCUAAAAACAUCACCUUACAAAAAAACAGCAUGGCUCUAAAACCUCUGUGAAUACCUGCUAUCGCCAUUCUUGUCCCAUACCAUGCUUAGAAAGUUCUGAAAAUGGGUGAUAAAUUCCUGCAAUUAUUAGCAUCUCAUUUUUAAGUGAUAAAUUGCGUGAAUUCUCAGAUUCUUCACCUAGUCUUAGUCUUUUACCAAGACUGGAACAUACAAUCUCAUUUAAAACUUUUAUGCUGAAGUUACAAAUAUUUUCUUGUUUUGACUCUACCAAGGUCAAGUUCACAUCUCUCUGACAUUAACAAAAUUAGUAUGAACUUACAAACAUAGUUAUAUGAUUCUUAAGUUUUUUGAGAUGUCAUUUUUCUACUGCUCACUCUCUGACAUUUGAACAAACAACAAUACCCACAGGUCGCUUAUUUUACUAGAUGAUGGUGCUUUGCCUGCUCUAGUAAAUGUUUUCCUUUAUAAGGUGACAAUGUUUUCGCUAACUGUGAAUAACACCUUCUUGCUAAUUGUGAAUAACAUAAGUCUACUAUUGCCACUAAAUAUUUGUGGAUAUUGCUUUUGUUCAUAAGUGUAUAAAGUCUCAUCAUUAUUUUUUUGAGAAAAGACUUAAGUGAAUCUCAAAAUGUCUCUACAAAACAAUUUAAUAUGUCGAGUGGCAACCCUUGGAUUUUUGCACAUUGUCUUUUUUUGUUUUAAUCCAGCAACUGUGUUUAUGCUUAGCAGCAGGUCACCUCCCUGAAUGAGCUAAACACUUAUUUUCUAUUAGUACUGGAAGCCAACUUUUAACCUUUAAGUGAAAUACAUCGUAUCUGCAAGGAUGCGAGGUUGCUUAUUAAAAUUAGACUGGCACCAACAACCAGAGAAAAGUUUAUAAACAACAUCAAAAGAAGAAAAAUAUUAAUGGGGAAUGCACUAUAGGUAAUUAUAUUUAAAGAAUGGCAUAAGGUCUACCACCACAAUUCUGUAAUCACAAAGAAGGUAGACAAGAAAACUCACCUUGAAUGCACCAUGCAGUAUCUACAUAGACAAGUAAAAGGAACUCCUAAGGGAAACCUAAAUACACUCUUUCUACCUCAGCCGCAAAAUGUUAAUACAAAUUUAUGAGUACGCACAAGCCCAAAUUAAACAAAUAAUUAUGUGUGUGCUUAUGUUAUAUUCCCUUGGGUGGUCCAGUUUCCUUCUGUGAAACUAUUCAUGCUAACUGAGUUAAGCAGUUUAACUCAUUUAACAUGAGUUAAACAGGAAGAAAGUCUGAGGCCUCACAAAUAAAUCCUCUUAUGUAAUAUCUGAUAAAAUUGUUUUUACAUCAGUAUCAAGAUUAGAAACACUGAAUGCAUGUUACUGGGCCAAAUCUGAGUUCAGUGUCCUGUUUCAGCCACUGGCCAGUGCUACUUGAGAUAAAUUUAUAUUAUUUACAUAAAUUACAUUGUAAUGGGAGAUACGGGAUGAUUUUUUGCUCGCUCUAGUCUUGUAUCUCAUUAAAUUGAUUAAUCAUUAAGUCCAAAGCCUUUCAAUUUUUUUCUUUAAAAAAAAAAAAAGAAACUUCCUGUUAAUAAACUCACAUUUGCCACCUUCUCAUCUCUAAGAGGAUGAUCUUUUGCUUCUCCAGUUAUGACUGACCAUCAUCGAGUUUCAAAACUUACUUUAUCUGUUCCAGUUGCCUGGAAUCACUUAUCAUGGCAUAUUAAUUUGUCAACUUUCUCAGUUAUUUUCAUUCUUCCCAAUCUGUAUUCAUACAGCCCUUCUUCCCAAUCUUUAUUCACACAAGUAUUCUUCUAUUUUCCAUUAUUUUCCGUUGUUCUUUCUAAAUUUGCACCAUUCUUUCUAAAGCAGUGUUCAGUACCACACACAAUUUCAAAAUAAGCAGCAGAAUUUACAUCAUGGUGUUAUCACUUUUAUGUUAGUUGGUGGUUCAUUGAAUUUGUCUGUGCUGCACAUUGAGUUGUCUAGUUGUCAGGUCCCUUUUCUGUGCAAGGAUCAUUGAACUAAUCCACGCCAUCUUGAUAGUUUACUGGGUUUCUAUUGCAUUUACUUCCGUGUCAACAUCAGAUUUCAUAUGAAACAUGCCGCCUCUGAUGCUUCUCUCAGACUAUCUUAUUGUGAUUGAGACCACCAGAAGGUUCAGCAGCUCAAGUUUUCAUACCUGUUCAAGUGUAACUGAAGUUAGAAUGUGUGGAAAGAUAGCAUAAGCUUAACUCAAACCUCUAAGCUGUAUCUCUUUCUAAGAGCAAUGUCGAAACAAGUUUGUGUUCUGGUGUUGCCUUGGGCUGAUUUUCAUAGCACGGUGUAAAUGCUGUCUCCCCAUCCUUUUAUGCGGCAACAGGUGACAACACUGCCUGUCCUCUGUGAGUUUUAAGUGUGGCUUUUUUAAGUACCAAGUACACUUACCACUGCGAGGAAACCGGCCAUCUACUUAGCUGUACUUCCCUCACCUCCCUCAUCUGUACCCACAACCUUCCGCACCCCACGCAGCCACAACGACUUCGUUGUUGACACUGUUGUGGUUUUUCAGCCUCCUGAGCGCGAUGCACCGCGGUAGGGGCGCUUGAAUCGUACUUUGUAAAGACCCAGAGAGGGAAAGUACCGCCGGAGGUGGGGGGGGUGGGGGUACGAUGUGUCUAGCGAGAGGCGACAGUGGCCGCCCCGCACCCCGCCCGCCCCUCAGCCCUCAGGGCGCCCACCCGCCGCCUCCCCGUUGCCCACCCAUCCCCCUGCGCGCAUGCGCCAUCUCUGCGGGCAUUACCGGCGGGGGACAGCGUUGCGCAUGCGCGUCGGGCGGGCGGACGGCGGCCGUCCUGCCGGCGCCAUUAGGACGGCGCCGGCGCUGGCGCUCGGAGGUGGUGUUCGCGCAUGCGCAGCGGGUGAGGUGAGGCGAGGGGCCGGGGCCGGGGGACUGGUGUCGCCGGGGUAGGCCUCCAGGGACCCGCUGCGGGCUCCGGCAGCCCGGGGAAGGCCUCCAGGCACCGGCUGGGCCUGCAGCCGCCCGCCGUGGGCCUGCAGCCGCCCGGCAGCCCGCAGGUCCCGGCGUCAUCCCGUCUUGGUCCGCCACCGCCGCCGCUGCAGGGAAGCCUCGUGUGCCGUUGGCGCCGUCAGGAUGAAGCUGGUGAGGAAGGACCUGGAGAAGGACAACGCGGGGCAGGUGACGCUGAUCCCCGAGGAGCCCGAGGACAUGUGGCACACCUACAACCUGCUGCAGGUGGGUGACAGCCUGCGGGCCUCCACCAUCCGCAAGGUGCAGACCGAGUCGGCCACGGGCAGCGUGGGCAGCAACCGGAUCCGCACCACCCUCACCCUCUGCGUGGAGGCCAUCGACUUCGACUCGCAGGCCUGCCAGCUGCGGGUCAAGGGCACCAACAUCCAGGAGAACGAGUAUGUCAAGAUGGGGGCCUACCACACCAUCGAGCUGGAGCCCAACCGGCAGUUCACGCUGGCAAAGAAGCAGUGGGACAGUGUGGUGCUGGAGCGCAUUGAGCAGGCCUGCGACCCGGCCUGGAGCGCGGACGUGGCAGCCGUCGUCAUGCAGGAGGGACUGGCACACGUCUGCCUGGUCACCCCCAGUAUGACCCUCACCCGCGCAAAGGUGGAGGUCAACAUCCCCCGCAAGCGGAAAGGGAACUGCAGUCAGCAUGACCGGGCCCUGGAGAGGUUUUACGAACAGGUGGUGCAGGCCAUCCAGCGGCACAUCAACUUCGAGGUGGUGAAGUGUGUACUGGUGGCCAGCCCAGGCUUUGUGCGGGAGCAGUUUUGUGACUAUAUGUUCCAGCAGGCGGUCAAGACUGACAACAAGCUUCUGCUGGAGAACAGGUCCAAGUUCCUACAGGUGCACUCAUCGUCAGGACAUAAGUACGCACUGAAGGAGGCCCUUUGUGACCCAGCUGUAACUAGUCGUCUCUCUGACACUAAGGCAGCAGGUGAAGUCAAAGCCUUAGAUGACUUCUAUAAAAUGCUGCAGCAUGAGCCUGACCGGGCUUUUUACGGUUUAAAACAUGUAGAGAAGGCCAAUGAAGCCAUGGCCAUUGAUACCUUGUUGAUCAGUGAUGAGCUUUUUCGGCACCAGGAUGUGGCUACACGUGCCCGGUAUGUUAAAUUGGUAGAUAGUGUACGGGACAACAUGGGCACGGUGCGCAUUUUCUCCAGCCUUCAUGUGUCCGGCGAGCAGCUUGGCCAGCUGACAGGGGUGGCAGCCAUCCUGCGAUUCCCUGUUGCUGAGCUCUCUGACCACGAAGAUGAAUCUAGCUCUGAAGAGGAUUGAUAACAGUGAUUUCAUUCCACAGUUUAUUUCUAGGUCAUCUUGAAAUGACAUUAAAUGCUCUCCCAUCUGAAAUCAUGCGUGCAAAUAUACCAUGACAUUUAAUUUAAAUUUUUAAUACUAUUUCUUAUAAUUGAUAGCUCUGCUCACCACACUAAUGGAUAACUGCUUUAUGGUAAUGGUUAUGGGUAUGCUGUGGGUUGGAGCUGUUUUGCAAGUUAAGCUGUGGGCUUCCAGCAGUAUAAGAAACUGUGUUCCAAAAGCUGCUCAUUCUGCAUGUUAAGGCAGACUGGAAGCUUAAUGUUUUGGAAUGUGUAUGAAAAGAUAAUAAACUAAGAGGGAGAAAAUUAUGUCAGACUCUAUUUCUGUUCAAAUGCUUGAAAGCAGUAUUAUGAAUACAAACUUCUUAAUGCACAAGUUAGCAAAACUAUAAUUGGUCUUCUUAGGAGCUCACUUGCCACAUUUUAGUGUCAACCCCACUACUCUAUACCCUUCUUCAUAUCUGUUAGAUGUUUCUUAAAGUGUAUGAAUCCAACUGGUUAAUAUUUCGGUGAAAAAUCUGAACCAGUCUUCUACAAACCAGACGAUUCAAACUAAUGAUUUCCUCCUUAAUGUGAUAGUAGAUGCAUAGCAUAUUGUGGAGCUCAGUGUGUCCAUUUCAGUCAUCUCUUUGAAUGCUCUUGGGAAAUUGUUCUGAGGGCUGACAAGGUAUUGGUAUGCGAUCAAUGAUUAUGUUCAUGGCACAUGAAUUGGCAUGGAGGUUAAGUAGCCGGUUCUGUGAAGCCAUAUGAAUGUACAACUAAGAGUCACAAAAUUAGGUCCCUAGCUUCCAUUAGGAAUCUUUUGACAACAACUACUAUAAAUAACUUCAUAAUACGUUAUUUGUCUACCUGUUGCCUAUUUCAAAACAUAAUAUAAAAUAAAGAUUACAAAUUUACAAAUAGAACUUGGCUUAAGACAAUGAUAACUCUAAAAAAUCAAAAUUACUUUUCAGAUUAUUUAUUUGAUCUUUUGAAAGUGCUGAGAGCCACAGUAAGUUUUAUUUCUUCCCGGGACAAAAAGUCUUAUGCUGAGGAAGAACAAACUCCUUUUAGACUCUGACAUGGAUGAAUAUGCGGGAAUGAACUUAGGGAAUUGUUUGUUCAAUCUUAGCUAAUGUGUGAUGAUGCAGGUUGUGGGUGUGAAUAAUCGUUUCUUGUUAAAAUGUGGCAGAGGAGAAUGGAACAGGAGAGAACAGCAAAAAACAUUUAGGAAAAACACUGAAGUUCUGUGGGUUGAUGUUUUGAUUUUUACACUGCAGUAACAAUUGGAGAGUAAAACUUAAAACAGUUUUGCGUCAAAUAAUUUUACCUAAAAAAUUGAAUGGUGCUCUCUUUAAUGCUGAUGUGUGCCAGCUCUGUGAAUUUGAUAUUAUCUAUUGCUAAGUUGUAUCAACUGAAACAUCAGCCUAAACUCAUUGAUCGGGAAGUCAUUUUGAGUUAAAAGCUCUCUCCUGUCUUCCCUGCAGAAGAACAGGUAUUCUAAAGAAUGCAUGAACAGCACACACAUUAAAGCUGUAUUUGAAUAAUACUGUGAUUUUUCUCUUGAAGACAAGCCCAUUAUGAGAGUUGUUUACAGUCAGUUUGUACAGAUCGGCAAUGUUAUUUGAGCUUUAUGGUUUUGUCUUGAAUGAUGUUGAGUGCCACACAUCCUCAAAUGGUCAUGUAGGCUCUUCCAUUAGGUAGGACUUGCUAAGUAAAAAACUUUUUUUCUUUUAAAAAUCUACCUAUUUUGAUUUUAUACACUACCAGCUUUAAAGCACCCUGAUUCUUGCAACACACAAAAUUAAAUGUAAAGAAUACAUGUAGUAUAUAGAAGAACAUAGUCUUCAGUAAAUAUUAUUUAUAUUGUUUAUUUCUAAAUAAAGUCAAUAACUUCUCUUUUUAAGAUAAUCUCUUAUAUUACUUCCCUGCUUAUGUUACUGCCAAUUUGUUGCAAUUGUACACUAAUGCUACUUACCGUCUCAUUAGUACUACACCAGGAAAUUCUAAGUUUGAUUUUCAAUGAACUUUAAAAGACAAACCACACUGUUCUGAGACUGUGAAGUGGUUUGCUACGUUUUAGACCAAAUUGAAUCCAGUUAAUUCUAUUUAAAAAGAAAUUGCGAAGGGUUUUUGCUGUGUGCCGUAAAAAGGUUACAAUGACAAUUACUUUAUUUGUGCCUGCGCUAUGGUAGUGUAUCAAUGAUAAAAGGGGCAACCAUUUUGCUACUUGUUUUUUGUUACCAGCAAGCAUCUGGUAAGAAACUAUAUUCACAGUGAUUCUUUGAAUUACUUACAGUUAGAAUUCUACACAGACUUUACAAAUUAUGAAUGUUUUUCUUUUUUUAGCUACUGCUGUCAUUGCAUUAAGCCCCUGAGAAAAAUAUACAGCUAGUUGCCCCAAGUGUGGAAGGGUGGGAUUUUUUAUUUUUUUUGGUAAGCAUUUUAUAGUAAAAUAAAUAUACAUUCAUUCUGUAGACAAAUGCAUCCUGUUUCAGGAAACAGCUUAAGGGCUUAGUUUUGAAAGCAGGCUAUAUUCAGUAGUGCAGAUGCUUGACCUGGCAAAGUUCCAGGAAUGUCAGUGUCUUUUAAAAUUAAAAGAAUUGUGAGUAGCUGAAAAAUUGGUAUCAGCAAAAUAUAUUUGUUUGACAAACACCUUAAGUUUUAUGUAUAGAUAACACAUACAUGAAAGAUGCAUAUUACCUGCAGUUCAGAUGAGUAAGUGUUAAAGCUAUGGGAAAAUUAUUUUCAUGUAUUUCCUUUUGAACUAGAAAUAAAAAAUGAAAUAUGAAAUAAAACCAGUCAACAAUAUGUACAUUUUUCUCUUAUACCAUAAAGGAUUUAGUAAUUUCAAACACUAUCUGUUUUAUUUUGAUAAUAUUCUGACAUAAUUUUGUGAAUUAGUAGCAUGGUUUAUCUUCCAGUUUUUCUGUUUUCAAAAUAAAUGAUUAUCGGUGCAGGACUUCAAAAUAGUUACUGUGUUUGGUGGGAAGAAAGCUUUAAAAAGUAUCAUGAAAUUGGCUUGAGCCUGUUCCCUGGAGUAGCUUAGAAGAUCCAAACAAUUUCAUUGAUUUAGGUCACAAAGCAUCUGUUGCAAACUCAUACUUCGGAGUAAACCCUAGUUUGUUAGUUAUGUCCACUUUGGCAUUAACGUCCAGUUAUGUCAGGCUUGGGGGGAGGUAGGAGGUUAUAGGAUAAAGUUUGCUACAAAACAGAGCUUGCUACCAUAAAGAGACCAAAAUAAUCCCACUUGUUAAAAAGCAAAAUAAUAAAAGACAAAUCUUCACUGAAAUUAUACACCAUUUAGAAGUAUUUGACACAGGGAAGUCUUUAUUUCAUUUCUUCUUUCUGUUUUCACCAUUGUACAUACUGUGUUUGAGCUAAAUAUUGGUAGUAAAUGUGACCGGUAUAACAACAGUCCUGUAGCUGAAUUUGAGAUGCAACUUGUGUGAUGUUUUUAAAGGUAAAGAUGUUGUGGGAUGUCUUAAGUAAUUUUCACAAUUUGCUACUGUUUUUAUGAAGGCUGAGUAGCUGUAAACAUAAAAUCUUUCUUAGUUUAACUUCUCAGCCACUGACAUUGGUUUGUCUUUUUUCUGUAAAAGUAUAUUGUAGCUGCUUUCUCUGACUUAUUUAGUGUUUGAGCUUCUCUGAUUUCUUUCUGAAAGCUGGAUCAUCCAUCCAGAAGAUGUCAGUUUUGUAAAGGCAAGGCGGAAAUAAAAGAUGGAAUCGUGUGUA
This is a messenger RNA of Anas platyrhynchos (mallard), 9017 nucleotides long. It is a transcript of the gene PELO, whose product is annotated as pelota mRNA surveillance and ribosome rescue factor. Gene Ontology annotation, biological process: nuclear-transcribed mRNA catabolic process, no-go decay; nuclear-transcribed mRNA catabolic process, non-stop decay; nonfunctional rRNA decay. Lineage: Eukaryota; Metazoa; Chordata; Aves; Anseriformes; Anatidae. Gene Ontology annotation, cellular component: cytoplasm. The record is from RefSeq and is a predicted model, not a curated record.